Messenger RNA from Hermetia illucens (black soldier fly), 2432 nucleotides. RefSeq names its product phosphopantothenate--cysteine ligase (gene Ppcs). The transcript has 5 exons. NCBI's taxonomy places the organism in Eukaryota, Metazoa, Arthropoda, Insecta, Diptera, Stratiomyidae. The record is from RefSeq and is a predicted model, not a curated record. Gene Ontology annotation, biological process: coenzyme A biosynthetic process. Bases 276 to 1220 code for a protein of 314 amino acids. Gene Ontology annotation, molecular function: phosphopantothenate--cysteine ligase activity. Gene Ontology annotation, cellular component: cytoplasm; nucleus.
ACAGCUAUUUCUGGUGUUCUUGGCGGUCGUGUUCCUCGAGGGCCGUGCGCUUGUCCGACUUCUGCCUUACGGGUUUUCAUUGCUCCUCGUUCGUUUCUACUAAUUUGGCAUUAAUUGACAUUGUGUUGUCCGGUUACCUGAGGCGUCGCGCAAACUGCGAGUUGCAAAUCGUUUGAAAAAAAGCUAUUAAUCUGUGUUUGGGGUGGAGUGUUUUAUCGUCAGUGGUUUCGGUCGAAGUUCAAGUGGUCCACGCGUACGAACCUCUUGUGAGAAAAAUGUCACAAACCCAUUGGGAGGAAUUCUAUGCAACGCAUCUGCCACCAACCGAUUUCGAGGAUAAUCGAUCGUUACUGAAGGAAUUCUGUGACCGUCACAACAAAAUUAAAAGCAACGUUGUCCUAGUUACGUCGGGUGGCACAACCGUGCCCUUGGAACACAACACCGUACGUUUUGUAGACAAUUUCAGUGCCGGAACGCGUGGUUCCGCUUCGGCGGAAUAUUUUCUGGACCAUGGAUAUGCUGUGAUCUUUAUGCAUAGACUAAAAUCCUUGGAGCCUUUUACCAGACAUUUUACUGGACAACAAUUUUUGGAUAUGUUGGAGCUACAUGAAAGUGGACCGAGCACUACAAUAACAGUGGAUCCAGAUAGCGUUGAUGUUCUUGCGCCCAUUUUACAAAAGUACAAAAAUGCCCGCGAAAGUCAGAUGAUAUUGUAUAUAAGUUUCACAAGUGUUGUUGACUAUAUGUGGCUGUUGAGAGCUGCAUGCGAAUGCUUAGCCACGUUCGAACAACGAGCACUUUUGUACCUAGCAGCUGCUGUUUCUGACUUCUACAUUCCAUCCGAUAAAAUGCCAACGCACAAAAUGCAAUCAGGGCAGGGAGCCCCUGUUAUUUCCUUACAAUUAGUGCCAAAGAUGCUUGCGCCACUUGCGAGCCUGUGGGUACCCCAUGCGUUCGUAGUAUCAUUUAAACUAGAGACGGAUGAAAGUCUGCUGAUAACAAAGUCUAGAGAUAGUUUGAAUAAGUAUAAACAUAAGCUGGUAAUUGCAAACAUCCUACAAACACGAAAGCAUCGUGUUGUAUUUGUAACACCAACCACCUCCUAUGAGCUACAUUUAACGCGUGAACAAGCAUUAGCUGGUCUCGAGAUCGAAGAACCUAUCGUUGCCGAUGUCGUUCGCAAGCACGAGGAGUUCAUAAAUUCGGCAACUCGUCAAUGACCCCAGCGUCAACCACGACACAAUAUUCAAGUUGAUUGUCGCGUGACUUCACCACAUUUUUGUCGACUUCUUAAUCCUGGGGUGGGCCGUAAGUACUAGAAAUCGUAGAACUGAUAGGAUUACUGAAUGUGCAUGCAAUGUAAAUAGGUAUAAGUGAAAUAGAUAAUGACAAGUGUAUGAAAUGAAACUGAUAAAAACACUUUAUACAUAUAUAUAAAAUAACUACGUUAUUGAGGAUGUCGACAUUCACAGUGAAAUUGAAUUUCACUUUUAUUAUUGGUCCUCUAGGCGGGUCUUUAAAAUGACAAAAUUCACACUGACCAAAAAGUAUAAAGGAGCACUGAUGAAACAAUUUAAUGAAAUAUUGAUUCUAUCUACUUUUACGUUUGGCAAGGGGUUUCUCGUAGAAUAUUUUAAAAACUUUGAUUAAAUUUUGUUGAAUUUUGCUUGGGUAUAAAUGACUAAUAUGAUACAAAUGGUGCUUCUGUAUAAUUUUGACACGGGUGUUUUAUAAAAAAUCAUAUUUUAAUGAAACAUAAAAUGUUCCAAAUGCAACAAAAGCAAAAUGUAAUUUUGUUACUGAAUUCGUCCAGUGACGCGCGUGCAUGGAAUUGAGAUUCUAUUAAAUGUUAACAUAAAUAUCGAGGGUCGAAUGGAUUUAUUUUCAUUUUAUUUAUAAAUUAUGUGUGGGUUUUAUUUAUGCAUUGGGAGACUGAAAUAUGUAAAAAAGUGAAGAACAACAAAAGUAGAAAAAUGAUACAAAAGCACAUUUAGCAACUAGUGUAAAGUAGAAUGAAGAAACAAAACGUUGACCAGUUUAGUUUAUAAGAAACAUGUUUAGAAGCUUUGAUAUAGUCCUUUUAUAUAGCGACCUUUUUUGUCGUAGGAAAUAAAAACAUACAAUUUCCAACAUGUAAAAACUUUAUCGAUGAAUAGUAGUGCAUUGUGGACGAAGUUUUCUAGAGGUUGUUUAGUACAAAUUAUCCUAGUUUUUCAGCAAACGCCCUUAGAUCAAUCAUUGCGUAUUCUUCGAUAGAAAAGAUAAAUAUAGCUGAAAGAAUUGCAUCAUGAGUUUCCACAUUGUUCGAUAUAUUUUUUAUUUUGAAAUGGAAAAUGCUAUGUAUCAGUUUCUGGAAACUUAUUAAAUUAUUAUUUUUCAAGACGCUUUUAAACGAUAUGUUCUUUGAUUCGAAAAUAGCCUAGAUAAUGCAG